CCCUACUCCAAAAUGGAGUCCAAAAUGCAGGGAGGGAUUGUCAUGGCUGGCGGCGGCAAGCCGUCCUGGUCUGCCUCGGCCAUCGUCGCCACUGUCGCGAGUGGGUACCACAUCCUCAGGAUCGAUGGCUACUCCCACACCAUGGGGACCCCCACAGGAGAGUACAUCGCGUCCCUCCCGUUCACCGUGGGCGGCCAUCGCUGGCACAUUCGCUACUACCCCAACGGCAGGAGCUCGGAGACCAAAGAGUACGUCUCGCUUUCUCUCUAUCUCCACGACUGGGUCGCUGAGACAGUGAAGGCGCGGUUCAAGUUCCGUUUCGUCGGUGACGUGGCGGAGCAGCCGUUGAUACUGGGAGGACUGCAUAGCUUUGAUAAUAUUGACAACAAUUGGGGGCGCCCCGAGUUCAUCAAAAGGAAAGAUUUGGAAGAGUCGAAGCAUCUCCUAGACGAUUCUUUUUCCAUUCGGUGCGAUGUGGUCGUGCCCACCAACGAAGUCCGCGUGGUAGCCACUGCUGCGGCUGCUAUGGUUUCCGUGCCCCCAUCUGACCUGCACCAGCAUCUCGGCAUUCUCCUGCUGACCGAGAAGGGCGCCGAUGUGGUGUUCGACGUCGCCGGUGAGACGUUCGCCGCACACCGGUGCGUGCUCGCAGCCCGUUCGCCUGUCUUCAGUGCAGAUCUCUUUGGUGCGAUGGAAGAGGGGGGCCACACCGGAGGCGUGGUGCGCAUAGAGGACAUGGAACCUCUGGUGUUCAAGGCAUUGCUCUACUUCCUUUACACCGACUUGUUAGAGACAGAGACGAUGAAACAAGGUGAAGACGGAGACGAUGAAGACGUUUUGUGUCAGCACCUACUGGUCGCUGCGGACAAAUACAACUUGGAGAGGCUGAAAUUGCUAUGUGAAAAGAAGCUGUGUGAGUGCAUCCAUGUGGGCACGAUAGCAACCAUCCUGGCGCUCGCUGAGCAACACCGCUGCCAUGCACUGAAGAAGGUCUGCUUCCAUUUUCUCAGCUCUCCUGCAAAUUUGAGGGCAGUCGCCGCCACUGACGGCUUUGAGCAUCUGAGCAGAAGCUGCCCCUCUGUUAUGGAGGAGUUGGUUGUCAUGCUCAGCAACUUGGUGUAGAAAACUGCACAGUAGUUGUGCAUCCUAGGAGAUUCUCAAUCUUUUGGUGCUUUUGCCAGUUGACUUGACUGCGUAUGUGCCGCUCUCCACCAAUUCGCAGCGGGUGAUUUUGUUAGCUGCUAGCUUUGAAUAUCCACAACAAGUCCGUCUAUGUGCUUAAUGUUUAAUUCUCAGAAGUUGGAAUGCAC
This is a messenger RNA of Zea mays, 1310 nucleotides long. RefSeq names its product Speckle-type POZ protein. The record is from RefSeq and is marked provisional. Gene Ontology annotation, biological process: protein ubiquitination. The transcript has a single exon. The coding region runs from base 13 to 1122 and encodes 369 amino acids. Gene Ontology annotation, molecular function: protein binding. NCBI's taxonomy places the organism in Eukaryota, Viridiplantae, Streptophyta, Magnoliopsida, Poales, Poaceae.